AAUAGGAUCCAAACUCUGUUCUUACCCUGCUUGCACCCUGUUCUUCCAGAGGCAUGGAAAUCCCCUCCGUCAGUCUCAAGGUGAUUAUUCUAGUGCACUGGCUUCUGUCCAUCUGGGGCACCACGGCUUGGCUUACCUUGUCCUAUGCAUGGGCCAACUUCAGCAUGCUGGCCCUGGGUGUGUGGGCAGUCGCUCAGAGGGAUUCCACUGAUGCUGCACUAAUGUUCCUGUUGGGGAUGAUCAUCACGAUGCUGACCGACGCCGUGCACUUUGGCCUGUACUACACUCCACCAGGAUCCCUGCCUUUGAAGGCUGUGGACACGUACCGCUUCAGCAUGGCCACGGCUAUCUCCAGCCUUCUGCUCAAACCCUUCUCCUGCUUCUUCAUCUACCGGGAGUACCGAGUGAGGGGUGGCGAGUACAGCAUCGGGAUCAGCAGUGCAUCUCCCAACCGUGAGUCCUACCAGUCCAUCGACCCACAGACCCACCCAAGCGCUACUGCUGGGCCUUGAAGAUGGGAGAUCAGACAUGGGAUGGGGGUGUCAUCAUGUUCCAGGCUUCGGGACUGCGUGUGUGAACCUCAACAUGUUUGGAUUUUUCUCAACAUGUUUAUUUAUAACAGCAAGCUGAAAUAUCUCUGGCUCAACACACUCACGUUUGAGUCAUGGAUUGAAAUAUACAUACAUUGACAUACACUGUAUAAUUGUCUUUUUUACCUUUAUCUGACUUUUGUGUCCAGAAGAAAAUUGAAACCUACCUGCAUAGCAGUUUUUGAAAAUCUGUUGUACUUAAGAUUUUAGGAAGUGUGAAACCUGAGACCUGCUGAAUGAGGAAAUAUGCCAAAAAGGCAUAAACCAUGACUAGAUAUAUACAAAACUUCCUCUAUUAAGCAAGUGUAAAGUCCUUCCAUUUUUUUAAACUUUUUCUCAUCCUUGCGUUAAAAAGGCAGCGUAUGUGACCAGUUGUACUAUUUACCACCAUUAUAGGGUGUUAAGGCAUGCAGUGGUUCAGUAUGUGGACUUUUCAUGUUUUACCUAAUCAACUUCAUUGUUUUUUUGAAGAUAUACGCUUAUUCUGAAACUGAUGCCUGCAACACAUUCCAAAAAAGCUGGGACAGUCGAGGGUUUACCACAAUGUAACACCACCAUGUGUUUUAAUAACACUGAAGUGCUUGAGCACUGAAGA
Scleropages formosus (Asian bonytongue) is the source of this 1185-nucleotide messenger RNA. RefSeq names its product type-1 angiotensin II receptor-associated protein-like. Bases 54 to 512 code for a protein of 152 amino acids. The transcript is spliced from 5 exons. The record is from RefSeq and is a predicted model, not a curated record. Gene Ontology annotation, cellular component: plasma membrane. NCBI's taxonomy places the organism in Eukaryota, Metazoa, Chordata, Actinopteri, Osteoglossiformes, Osteoglossidae. Gene Ontology annotation, biological process: angiotensin-activated signaling pathway; regulation of blood pressure.